AUGGAAAAUCUGGAUAGGUUCUACCGAUAUUUUGAGCGACCUCCAUUUGCUCCUGUCUAUUAUCCCACUGCGGAAGAAUUUCUGGAUCCUUUGGCUUAUGUGGCGAAGAUUCGCCCAGAAGCCGAACAAUAUGGCGUCGUCAAAAUCGUUCCACCUGAGAGUUUCAAACCACCUUUUGCCAUAAAUAGUGAGACGUUCGAGUUCACACCGCGCAUACAGAAGCUCAACGAAGUUGAAGCUAUAGUUAGAGAGCGGCAGGUGUUUCUCGAAAAGAUUACGACAUUUUGGCGACUGCAAGGUUUCGAAUUCAAAAAUUUGGUUGUGGAUGGUAAAAACGUUGAUCUCUUCAAGCUUUACAAGGUGUUUCUCGAAAAGAUUACGACAUUUUGGCGACUGCAAGGUUUCGAAUUCAAAAAUUUGGUUGUGGAUGGUAAAAACGUUGAUCUCUUCAAGCUUUACAAGGUAGUCAAAAGUUUGGGUGGUGCCGAUACGGUAACAUCUAAAAAGCAAUGGACGCAAGCUUCUCGAAAAGUGAAUGUACGAAGCAAUCAUGGGAUUUCCAAUCUCAAGGCUUAUUAUCUCAAGUUCAUGCAACCUUUUGUGAAUGUAUUAGAAAACACACCACCUGUCGAGGAGGAUCCUCAUAGUGACGCGGACACAAAAGAACGUGAGGAAGAUUGUCAGCCAACUAUGCAGGGAAGAAGACGAGCUGCCCGUCCAAAGGGAAGAAUGAUGGCUGGGCUGCCACAACCAAAGAGAAGCAAAGUCACUACACAUAAAAAGAAGCCUGAUCCUAUGGAGAGUGUUUACUGUAGUGUUUGCGGAAGUGGUGAUGAUGAAGAUCGCCUACUACUGUGCGAGGAUUGUGACAAGAGCAUUCACACCCACUGCUGUGAUCCACCUUUGGCUGGUGUCCCCAAGGGUGAAUGGCGUUGCCCGGCUUGUGUCGCAAAAGAAGUUUCCAAAAUCGGUCUCAACUAUGGAUUUUAUGAUGCCCAUGUCAAAUAUAAUCUGUUUACAUUUGCGGAGUAUGCUAAUAAGUUCAAAACUGACUACUUCAAUGUGAAAGAACCAGAGGAAGUACCGGAUGACGCAGUAGAACGUGAAUUUUGGCGAAUUGUCUUUGACACCGAAGAGGAGGUGUCUGUCAAGUAUGGAGCUGAUCUCAUCACUAGCAAGGUGGGUAGUGGGUUCCCUAGAAAAGGAGACGACCAUCGAGGCGCGGAUGCAAAGCUGAAGCAGUUAUAUGCGAACCAUGCGUGGAAUCUUAAUAAUCUUCCGGUUUUGAGGGAAUCCGUCCUUUCGCAUAUCGAGACAGGCAUUUCUGGGAUGAUGGUCCCUUGGGUGUACGUUGGAAUGUGCUUCAGUACGUUCUGUUGGCACACGGAAGAUCAUUGGACUUACAGCAUCAACUAUAAUCAUUGGGGCGAACGGAAAAUCUGGUAUGGAAUCGGUGGCGAUAACGCUUGCAAAUUCGAAGAAGCUGUGCGUAAACUGGCUCCGGGAGCGACAGUACAGAAGGAUAUAUUCCACCACAUGACCACAGCUGUAAAUCCGGCUAUAUUGAUCUCUAUGGGAGUAAAAAUAUGGACGGUUCACCAAAAUGCUGGCGAAUUUGUGAUUACGUUUCCUCGAGCAUAUCAUGCGGGCUACAAUGAGGGUCUUAAUUUUGCAGAAGCAGUAAACUUUGCCCCCAUUGACUGGCUGAGUAAAGGACGUCAGUGUAUUACUGAGUAUGCGGAUGUUCGCCGAUUUUGUGUCUUUUCUCACGAUGAGCUGGUACUGAAGAUGGCUUCUUCUUGCGAAAAAUUGGGAAUCGCAAUGAGUUUGGCAACGCUGGAUGAGAUGUUGGAGGUAAUAAAGGUUGUUAUGACUGGCGCGUUCACUGGGUGGAAGACUCAUUCCGGUACCACCUGA
Messenger RNA from Cooperia oncophora, 1917 nucleotides. Lineage: Eukaryota; Metazoa; Nematoda; Chromadorea; Rhabditida; Trichostrongylidae. The record is from the annotation of a GenBank genome assembly.